Molecule: messenger RNA, 9371 nt
Organism: Dromiciops gliroides (monito del monte)
Lineage: Eukaryota; Metazoa; Chordata; Mammalia; Microbiotheria; Microbiotheriidae
Gene: MAN1A2
Product: mannosidase alpha class 1A member 2
Biological process (GO): N-glycan processing; carbohydrate metabolic process
Cellular component (GO): extracellular exosome; Golgi membrane; endoplasmic reticulum
Molecular function (GO): calcium ion binding; mannosyl-oligosaccharide 1,2-alpha-mannosidase activity
Source: RefSeq, a predicted model, not a curated record
CCCCCGGGGGGCCGGGGAGCAGGAGCUCCACGAGCCGCCGCUCGGCGUCUUCUCCGCCGCUCGGAUUGUGGGACCGCGACGCCCCGGCAUGAGGGGGACGCCGCUGACUGCUCCCCGGGGUUCAGAGAGCCGAGAGGCCGCGAGGAUACGGAAGAGCAGACAGCCGUGAUUCUCUGGGGGGGGGCGGUGGGAGGGCCGCCGGCUCCCGAAUGUACCUGGAAGCCGGGGGGCAAGCAGGUACUUGUUGAAUAAGCACAAUCAUCUCCGAAGUCCCGAACGGCGCCGAGUUUCUCCGUUUUUGCCAAUAUUUUGGAGACUGUUCGAUGUGUUGUCCAUUCGACGUAAGAUGACGGCUUUUUAAAACUCUUUCUAGAAGAAGUAAACAAUGACCACCCCGGCUCUGUUGCCCUUGUCUGGACGUAGGAUACCACCCUUAAACCUGGGGCCGCCCUCCUUUACCCAUCACAGGGCUACAUUAAGACUAUCGGAGAAGUUUAUCCUCCUCCUUAUUCUUAGUGCCUUCAUCACCCUAUGUUUUGGGGCAUUUUUCUUCCUUCCGGACUCUUCAAAACACAAACGCUUUGACCUGGGUUUAGAGGAUGUGUUGAUUCCACAUGUAGAUACCAGCAAAGGAGAAAAAGACAUUGGAGGCUUCUUGAUCCAUGGACAAGGACAUGAUGAACACAGACACAGGGAAGAAGAAGAACGCCUGAGAAAUAAAAUUCGUGCUGAUCAUGAGCGAGCUCUAGAAGAGGCAAAAGAGAAACUAAAGAAGUCUAGAGAGACAAUACAAGCAGAGAUUGAAACAGAAAAAAAUAGGGUAGCCCAGGAGAUAAAGAAGAAAGAAACUAAGCCACUGCCACCAGUCCCUUUACCAAACCUCAUAGGAAUAAAUGGUGGAGAACCAGAAGAUGAAGACACCAGAGAAAAGAGGGAAAAAAUUAAGGAGAUGAUGAAACAUGCCUGGAGUAAUUAUAGGAAAUAUGGCUGGGGGCACAAUGAACUUAAACCCAUUGCUAUGAAAGGACAUUCCACUAAUAUAUUUGGAAGUUCAAAAAUGGGUGCUACUAUAGUAGAUGCUUUGGAUACUCUUUAUAUCAUGGGACUUCAUGAGGAAUUCAAAGAAGGACAAGAGUGGAUUGACCACAAUCUUGAUUUCAGUGUGAAUUCAGAGGUGUCUGUAUUUGAGGUCAAUAUUCGUUUCAUUGGAGGACUUCUUGCCGCAUAUUACCUUUCAGGACAGGAGGUAUUCAAGAACAAAGCAGUGCAGUUGGCAGGGAAACUCCUUCCUGCCUUUAACACACCUACUGGGAUUCCCUGGGCAAUGGUGAAUCUGAAAAGUGGAAUUGGGCGAAACUGGGGUUGGGCCUCUGCAGGUAGCAGCAUUCUGGCUGAAUUUGGUACUCUGCAUAUGGAAUUUGUUCACCUCAGCUAUUUGACAGGGGACCCAGUCUACUACCAAAAGGUCAUGCACAUUCGGAAACUGCUUCAGAAAAUGGAUCGGCCUGAUGGGCUUUAUCCAAACUAUUUGAACCCCAAAACGGGCCGAUGGGGUCAGCAUCACACAUCAGUUGGUGGGCUAGGAGACAGUUUUUAUGAUACUACUGAAAGCAUGGUGAUGUCAGAUAAAACAGACAUUGAAGCAAGGAAGAUGUAUGAUGAUGCAAUUGAGGCCAUAGAAAAGCAUCUUAUUAGAACAUCCAAUGGUGGUCUAACAUUUAUUGGAGAAUGGAAGAAUGGACACUUAGAAAGGAAGAUGGGUCAUUUGACCUGCUUUGCUGGAGGAAUGUUUGCUUUGGGAGCAGAUGGUUCCAGAAAGGAUAAAGCUGGGCAUUAUUUACAACUUGGAGCAGAAAUUGCACAUACAUGUCAUGAGUCAUAUGACAGAACGGUGUUAAAACUGGGUCCUGAAGCAUUCAAAUUUGAUGGUGGUGCAGAGGCUGUAGCUGUGAGGCAGAAUGAAAAGUAUUACAUUCUCCGCCCAGAAGUAAUUGAAACUUACUGGUACAUGUGGAGAUUCACUCAUGACCCCAAAUACAGGCAGUGGGGCUGGGAGGCAACUGAGGCUAUUGAAAAGUAUUGUCGAGUCAGAGGUGGAUUUUCUGGGAUCAAGGAUGUGUAUUCUUCUGCUCCUGCAUACGAUGAUGUACAGCAGAGCUUCUUCCUUGCUGAGACACUGAAGUAUUUGUAUUUGCUCUUCUCCAAUGAUGACCUUUUACCUUUAGACCACUGGGUGUUUAAUACAGAAGCCCACCCUCUGCCUGUGUUACAUUUAGCCAACACCACACUUUCAGGAAAUCUUGAUUUACGGUAAAAGCAGCUCAAGAGGAGAGACUUGACUCACCUGUGUUUUGUUUACAUGGACCAAUGCAGAGACUGGGCUGGAGAGGGGGACUCUUGGAAACCUGGGCCUCCAAGUCAGGAUGUCAGGGUGAGAAGCGACUACUCCACUCGAAGCUCUUCAACCUAUAGAUAAACUAACUUUGAAAUUAUUCCAUUUUAUACCUGACCAAAAUAUGCUCCACUAUUUGCAGGACAGAGACCUGAUGUGCUUUAAAUCCUAAUGAGAAGGUCAUAUGGGGGGAAAUGCCUGUAUUGAUAAAGAAUCCUGGAGUCAGGAGAAUGAACAGACACACAGAAUUCUGUGCUGCAGAGUUACUGACCGCCUUUGCAGCAAAUGAUGUAUUUGUUUCCUUCUGACAUGGAAGGGGAUCCUAAAUACUUUGUUUUUCCUCGCUCCCUUCCCUCCCCCUAAGGAACCAUGAAACAAGAACAGUGCAACAGCAGAACUGCACCAGCAGCAGCAGCCACAGGAUUGUAAACUGAAAGGGAAAUACUGGCCCUGUGUCUUUAUGAAUUAUCAAGUCCCCAUUUGGUGACCAGCCUGGCAGCCAUUUCAAGCAUCCCCAUCUGUUUCAUUAAUACCCCUUGAUUGAGUGGUUUUUUUCUGGGACGUGAGUUCACCAAGGAAAUACAUUUCCCGUCUUUGUCUCCAUGUGGAAUCAUCAAAUCUGCAGUAUUUUUCAUAUUCACAUUUUUGAGAACCUAGGUUUGGGAAUUUUGUGCAUGUAGCUCAGUCAAGUAUUGGUAGCAUGACAAAAAAAAAAAAAGCCCCAUAUUUCCUUGAAACCUGUUCUAAGAGAAAGCUUUGUUAUUUUGGGGGUGGGAGCACUUUCCUCAAGCAGAAGGUAAAUGCUAGCCUCUUUAGCCUCCAUGAUAAACUCAGUACAGUCAUUUACCUUUCAACCAUUGUGAAUGUUUAUGUUCAAAAUGUUCUUCUGUAGCUCUGAGUUUCUCUUCAUUGCCUUGAUGAGCUCAAUUAUUACUACACCUUAACCAACUUAUAAAAAGAUAAGACACCAAAACUUGUUUGAUAUUCAACCCCACCUCCUAGCCCCUCUCUCAAUGCAAGUUGGAUUAACUGUCCCACUACAAAUCAAUUCAGUCUUCUCUGGAGACAUUUAUGGGUUGCCAAAAAAUUGUCAAAAUAGUCUUCAACGAUAAAGGCGUGGUGCAGAUAAGCAUGUAACACAUUUGAUUUUAGAUGUGUCUGUGACAUCUUUCAUUGAUGGAUGAAAGAUUUUGCACUGAUGUUUAUUUUAUUAGCCAGCCCUAUUUGUUUCUGAGAGAGAGCAUACAUUUUAUCCAGUAGCAUGAAAUAAUGAAAGAUAAUCGUUACCUUGGGAUUAUGUAUUUUCUGAAUUAGAGAAAUUUUAUGUUACACUACAAAACAUAUUUCUUUAUCAUUUUAUUUUACAAACAACUCCCAUUAAGCAUUUAAGUGAAGAAGUUAAUGUUAUUGGCAUUUUGAUAUUACCUUUAUUAGUAUUGGGGCAGUUUUUGAAACUAUCUUCUCAAGCCUGUUUUGGGAAUUUAAAUCAUUUUAAUAGUUUUUUUUCUCUUUUCAAACCUUCUUAUUUAAUGUGUGAUGGACUUAAAUGGGAAAAGAUUCCAAGAAAAUAAUGUGUUUCAAUUAUGCCUUUUAAUUCAAUUCUGUAUGAUUACCAUCAAUCAUAGAUUGUCAAUCCACAAAGUAUCAGAUAUAUAUUCUGUUAGGCAAUUUUUUCAACAGUACGCAUUCAAAAUUAUAUUGUGAAGAAGGUAAUUUAUGCCCUUAUAAGAGUUAAUUUUAGCACACUAAAUACUUACACCAAAUUCUGAAAUCUUGCCUCCUUUUACUACUUGAAAGUCAAGAAAUAUAAUGAAGACCAAGUACUCUUAGUAUAAUUUAAGUACACUUGUUUAAGAGGGAUUUUAGAAGCAUAGAGGGAAAAUAAUUCCUUUUCCGAAAAAGUUAUCCUUCCUCCUAAACAUAUGGCCAAUCCCAUGUAUAAGUCAUGGAAUGGAUAUGAAAACUAGCCUUGCCUAGAUCCAAAGUGGAUCAGCAUGUGGGCAGUGAGCGGACACUCUGCUAUGAAAGAGGGAACGUGCCUUCAGGCCUUACAAGGACUUCCUAAGAUGACAAAGUGACCCUCCAUAACUGCCUGCCCCCACCCCCGUGCCAGGAGGCUGAGCUUAGUGGAAGCAGAUAAGAGGGGCCACAAAGGUCUGGAAGAACAGGAGUCAUAAACAUAUUUUCAUUUUUCUCUUCUCAGAAUACCAAAGGUGAUUAAACUCAAUUACAAACUUUCCAGUUUCUUGUUUUGCUUUGUUGUGAAUUUGAAAAUCAUUUCCUCCAACAAAAGUAUCUUCCUCCCAACCUUGGCUUACCUGUGACUUCCCUGCUUUCUUCUUUGGACACCCUCCAGGACUUUGCCUGUGUAGAACUUAUUCUUAUCCUGGAAUGUCCAGGGCCAUCUGCCACUUUGCUGGGUAACCUUGAACAAUUUACCAAGCCUCUCUGGUCCUACACUUCUUCCUCAUUAAACAAGGGGUUCGAGCAACAUGAUCUGUGAGAUUUCUCCUGACUUUAAAAUCCUCUCUUUUUGUCCUUGAUGGGGAGGGAUGGGUAGUUCUCCAUGUACUGCCUCCAUAGAACCUAAACACCUUGCUUAGAGAGGUGUAAGCCUUUGCCAGGUAUGUGCAUAGCAGGUAAUGCUAUCCAUUGGGGCACGCAACCAACCAAAAAGUAACUUGUCAUGAAGGAGAAUCCAUCUAGUCUUGAAUCUUUAGCUUUUACAGCCAUUUUAUUUCAUUUGUAGUCUUUCUUUUGGAUUUAGGUUAAAGGAUUUUCUUGGACCCAACCAGUCUGAUGUCAUUAAAACCAGUGAGGAAUCUACAAACUGAGGCCUUGAGUGCAGUCUGAGAAAACAAAAGGUCCAUUGCAUGAGGUUCUGUGUCCCCACUGUCAUGUGUGUAGGUGUGAUUUUAGUUGUCUGUCAUCUGAUUGGGGGAGUAGGUCUUUUCACAUCGAGUGAAACAACUCUCAGAAAGCAUCUUUAAAAUAUUUUUAAGACUCAGCUGGUCACCAAAGCAGACGUGUUUGAUUGACCAGGUUAUAUCUAAAUUCUGUUACAAUUCAGUGUAGCAAAAAUAUUUUUUCCCAGUAGUGUCCAUAUGAUAGUCAUUUUUUGUAAAGAACAAAUAUAACAAUAUGAGCUGUUGUAUGUUUAUCAAUUCAUUUUUUCAGGCCCCUCUGAAACACCAAUCACAUAAACUCUAGGCAGACAGUAAGAUGCCCAUUAAAAUAUCACUACAAAAGGUUUUCAUUAUAGACUCAAAAGAAAUGAAGAAGUCAGUUUGAUACAAGGUAUGACUUUUGACUAUCUUUUGCAGUAAUCAAUCUUUGUUCUUUUAGUGUGGGUUUGAUUUUUAUAAAGAGCCAAAAGUCUUUCAGAGGCAAGUCUGGUGAAUACGUUUGGUAAUAAAGCUGGCACUCUUUUGGGCUACAGUAAGACAAGAAAUUGUCUCAAAAGGCAUUUUCAAAAGACAAAUUUCUAAAACAUGUUCAGUAGUAAUUGCACCAUUGGAAUGAAUUGAGGGCAUCGCCUCCUGCGGCGACUUUGCUCUAAAAUAGCACAUACUCCUUUGGGUUUAUAGAUUAAGGAAUGUUUGGUUUUUUUGAUACAAUAUCAGUGGGGCUUUGGGGGGGUUGGUUUUUUGUUUGGUUUGGUUUAAGUUGUUUUGUGGCCAUAUCUUAUUAACUUUGUUGAAAGGGGAAAUAAUGCCCUUUCCUAGCUUUAUUAUAGAUUGCCACAUUAUUUUCCAUUUUCUUUAGAUAAGACCCUAUUUUUCUGAAUACCUAUGCUUUCUCCUCCCCUGAAAUCUCAUGUCAUCAAAUAUGCUUACAGAGAGAGUUCUCUCAACCUCAGGGGCUUGGAAAUUCUGCCUACAACUCCCAUGUCUCUUUCGCAAUCACACUUUGAAUCACAACUUUUGUAUUUUUGUGAAGAACAAGAGGGAUUUCACACAGAAAAGGUUGUUCAUUUUCUUGGAGAUGAUCUAGCCUCUUUUAGAUUAAAGAUCCAGGCAAAGAUUAAUAAUUUGCCCAUUCCUAAUCCUCAGUCCUGGGCAUCAAUCUGUUUCUUCCCAUCCUGGGCAUCAAUCUGUUUCUUCCCAAGGGUUCCUUUACCUAGAUCUGAUCAUCCUGUGUUCCUCUGAAUAAGACAUUUUUCUGGGUUUCUUCAAAUAAAUGGUUAAUAUCCUCUUAGUUACCUUUGCUUGUGUCUUGGAGUGGAAGAGAUUUAUGAAUGAAAAUAGUAUAGGAGAAACCCCCAACCUUCUUAAAUCUAAUAGACAGUCAUAACUGUUUGCUAAUGGAGGGUUUAGUAAUAUAGCAGUACUACAUAACUUAAUUUAUUUCAAAUAAUACUGCAUAUUUGAAUUCCUAUAGAAAGUUGACAUAAUGAGAUGUGAGCCAUGCUGUAAUUCUUUCUCUAUAGAAAUAUAACUUAACCAAGUGAAGCAUAUUUAUUAAACCACUCACUAGCCUCCCAGUGGAGAUCUGGGAAGUUAAGAAAUGGCUACUAGUCUAUAUAAGUAACUGAAGGACAGAUACCUUUAUUGGGGUGAAGAGAGAAUAUUAUAUGAUUCUUAUUGGAGAAGCUUCACUAAAAUGUCUGUCCUCAAAAAAAUCAAACUAAGAUAAAUACUGCAGAGAAUGUUAGCUCUUCAAUCCACAAUCUCAAAUAAGUAAUUUUAACCUUUAGGUAACUGUCUUGUACUUCCAUUUCCUUUUAUUAUUUCGAGCAUGGAAAUAAAGUUGUUUCAAAUAAAAAUUUAGGAAAUACUUUCAUCCUUAGUUACUCUCCAUUUCAGUAGUUCCCCCAAGCUUAUCCACUCUAAAAUGUACAGUCCUCUUCAUAAAACAGACUUUACAUGGCUGACUGCAUAGGGGUGUGUGUGUAUGUGUGUGUGUGUUUGUGUGUGUGUGUGUGUGUGUGUGUGUGUGUGUAGUAUGUGGGAUUUUUAAACUCACUACAGUCUGUGUUUGGCAUGCUGAACACAGAAGUACUGGUUUUGACCACACAGAUUCCAAGCUGAGUAUUUACAGUAACCAAAUAGUGAGAGGGAGGCCUUUUGGAUAAAGUACAUUUUCAAGGUGAUUUUCUGUUACCUCAGCUCAUUCAGGUCAGCAGGAUGGAGAAGAUUCUGCUGAAUGAUAACAAGAGCCAGCUGAACAUUUUUGUUAGAGUAACUGUGAUGCUUAUUUUCAUUUGACACCUUUGUUACUUGUUGAGUCAGCUAAUUUGUAUGCGUGUGUGUGUGUGUGUGUGUGUGUGUGUGUGUGCUCGCGGGCGCGUGCAUGGGUAUGUUUAAAGAAAGGGAUAUAUCUAUGUGUAUGUUUUGUCUAAAGUUAGACUUUGUGGCAUCUUCAGAACAGAAUCCAUUAAUGUUCUUUGAUUAGGUGUGGCUGCCAUUGAAACUGAGUGUGGGGGUGGGGCCAACUGCCAUCUGCCCCUUCCCCAAAGCUUUGUUUCCAUGUUCAAACAAGCAAACAAGACCAUACUGUCCUUUUCAGUGCAAUGUCAUUGUGAUGCCACGUCUCUGAAGCCUUCUUGAUAAAGAAGGCACUCCAGGGUGUCAGAGUGUUCUUGAUUCUCUGAGUUUAUCCUGCUCCCUCAGAGGAAGCUCAUGCUUUCACACUUCCAUACCCUGUGCACUACAAGUACACGGCUGCUCUGAUCUCAGUGUUACAGAGAAAUACGCCCUGUGAAAGGAAGAAAGCAGCAAAACUCAUGGAAGACAAAGACAUCUGCUUUUGUGUUUUCUGUUGGUCAGCCUGUUGAGAUUUUGUCAGCUGCAGAGGUUGAGUUGGUCCCCAUGUCUUUAGCAAUAAGCCCUACUUUUAAAACUACAGAGAAAAUGCUGUUUAAAAUUUACUUAUUGGCCCCUCUUUAGAUAAAUUGUUCAAAAAGGUUCCCUCAUUGUCUUCCCUCUCCACCUCCCUCCACUCCCUUCAGCCUUUGUUUUGUUGAUGCUCAUUAUUAUCCAGGGUAAUGUAGUCAGUCCAAUGAGAGAUCAUGCCAUCCUUAUUCAUCAUCAUAUCUUUAAAGUUUAAUAAAUCCAUUUUUAACUUGGUUUGGCUUCAGUAACUGAAGAAUUCAUUACAAAAUUCUAGCUUGAUCACCAUAUUGCUAAGAUAAUACUUUUCUAUGCACAGAAUGUGUUUGAGAUGAUAGAUUUUUCAGUAAGAGAUCUAGCAAAUAUUUUGCUAUUUUCUUAAAUUCCUAGAAUAGAAGCUUGUUUUCAGAGUGAGCAGGGUAUAACCAUCCCUUUUCUAUUAAUAAGCUGCUGUUUGGAGUCCUAGCGGUCUACCUCUAGUCUCAACCCUGUGGGUGCUUAAACACAUUUAUCUGCAAUGAAUUUUGACAGCUCUAGACUCCUUUAGUUUGGAGCUGUGGAAGAAGCUCCACAGAAUCCAUUGCAAAUUACACAGCCCAGAACUCGGUGGUGAGAAGCCACGUGUUUAGUCAAGAAAGAACUAGUAAUCAUGGAUCUAGUGGUUAGUAUUUGGUUGGUUUAAAGGGGAUCCUUAAUUUUAAUGACUGAGUUGGACUACCACCCCACAGUAUCAGUAGUGGGAUGGCAGCCCCACUACCUAAAAUUCACUUUUCUCACAAAAUUUAAGUGGGAUAGUUAUUGGUCUAAUGCAAGGACAAAUUUCUUAUUACCAGUUAAAGCUGUCUGAAAUGGAAUGGGCCACUUCAUGAGUUUCAUUUUCUCCAUCACUGGAGGUAUUCAAACAGAGGACAGUUAACCAUGUCUCAAGGAUAUCAAAGAAGGGGUUCAUCAACCAGGCAGGAAACUAUGUUCCAUGACUUCUAAGGGCCUUUUCCAAUUCUAGGAUUCUGUGAUUCUAACCUAAAUGAGAUAUUCACCGGCUGCUCCAAAACUGGUUUCCAAUCAUGUCCUCCAUAUGUAAUUUUUACAGAUUAAAAAUAAUAUUGUAUAUAAAAGAUCAAAUAAAGAUGUUCUUUAAGUGAAAAAAA